AUGACCCAACCUCCUGGUUUUAUAGAUCCAUCUCAGCCAUCACAUAUCUGCAAGCUUAAUAAGGCCAUUUAUGGUCUUAAACAGGCUCCUAGAGCUUGGUUCCAAAGAAUGACUUCCUUUUUGUUGUCUGUUUGGUUUCUACAAAGUUUGGCAGAUUCAUCCUUGUUUAUCUUUCAUCAUGGCCAGCACACUAUCCACUUCUUGCUAUAUGUUGAUGAUAUCGUGGUCACUGGAAGCAAUGAUCAACUUCUCCAAAGUUUCAUUGAUGCUCUUGGCCGUGGGUUUGAUAUCAAAGAUUUGCGCCAUCUCCACUAUUUUCUCGGUCUGCAGGUACACACAAAAUCUCAUGGGCUGCAUAUCAAUCAGGUGAAAUAUGCUCAUGAUCUUCUUACUAAGCAUGAUAUGCUACUCAGCAAGCCAGUGAGUACACCUAUGUCCUCUAAACAUGAUCUCACUGCUCCUGAUGGUGCCUUUCUUGACAAUCCCACAGAAUUUCGGACACUCGUGGGAUCAUUACAGUACCUCAUGAUUACUUGUCCGGAUAUUGCCUUUUCGGUGAAUUCGGUUUCUCAGUUUAUGAGUCAGCCUCGUGUCCCUCAUAUGGUUGUUGUGAAGCGCAUUCUUCGAUAUGUCAAAGGCACUCUUGGUCAUGGUUUAUUUUUUGCACCUCAACGGCCGCCAGUUCAUUUCUUUGCUUAUUCUGACACAGAUUGGGCCAGCUGUCUUGCCUCCCGUCGUUCCACAUCAGGUUAUCUUGUUUAUCUUGGUUCCAAUUUGAUCUCUUGGUGCUCCAAGAAGCAACCGACAAUUGCUCGUUCCAGUGCUGAAUCGGAAUAUCGCUAUCUUACUUAUGCUUACGCUGAAACUACUUGGUUGGCCUACCUGUUAUAUGAAUUAGGUGCAUGCAUCUAG
Molecule: messenger RNA, 912 nt
Organism: Rosa chinensis
Lineage: Eukaryota; Viridiplantae; Streptophyta; Magnoliopsida; Rosales; Rosaceae
Exons: 1
Coding region: 1-912 (303 amino acids)
Source: RefSeq, a predicted model, not a curated record